Molecule: messenger RNA, 1773 nt
Organism: Dryobates pubescens (Downy woodpecker)
Lineage: Eukaryota; Metazoa; Chordata; Aves; Piciformes; Picidae
Gene: FAM53B
Product: family with sequence similarity 53 member B
Exons: 5
Coding region: 267-1433 (388 amino acids)
Biological process (GO): protein import into nucleus; positive regulation of canonical Wnt signaling pathway
Cellular component (GO): nucleus
Source: RefSeq, a predicted model, not a curated record
CCGCCCGCCCCGCCCGCAGCACGGCGGUGGCGGCGGCGGAGGCAGCGCGGCUCGGAGCGGAGCCCACAGCCGGCCCGGCCGGGCCGCGCCGCCGCCACCACGGGAGUUUUCUGUGCUCAGAGGCGGUUCCUGCACAUCCCCCUAGGAGCUGGUGGGGCCAAGCCUUUCCUGGGGAAACAUGAAUUGAAAGAGGAGCUUCACCAGACCACAGCUGCCAGUACCCUUCACCUGGACCCCAAUGGACUCCAAGGCAGGAUUGCAUUACCAUGGUGAUGAUCUUAACCAGAACUGGGAAUAACAAAGGUGCUGACUCUGUAACAUGUGGGACUGAGCUGCACACUCCAAAGAUGAGUCAAGGAUCUACCCUCUUCUCUUGUGGCGUGAUGGAAAAUGACAGAUGGAGAGAUCUCAGUAGGAAAUGUCCACUUCAGCUCGAGCAGCCAGGCACCAGCAUUUGGGACUGUUUGUCGGACAAGGGCAAAGAGGCCUCACGCUGGCCGCGGGAGACAGCCAGCACCUGCUCCGUCACCAACCUGAUCAAAGACCUCAGCCUCAGCGACCCCCACGGUAACCCCUCCGCCCCCCCCAGCAAGCGCCAGUGCCGCUCGCUCUCCUUUUCGGAUGAAAUGUCAAGCUGUGGGACCUCGUGGAGACCCUCGGGCUCCAAGGUGUGGACCCCGGUGGAGAAACGGCGAUGUUACAGCGGGGGGAGCGUGCAGCGUUACUCCAACGGCUUUGCCACUAUGCAGAGGAGCUCCAGCUUCAGCCUGCCGUCGCGGUCAAACCCGCUCUUCUGUGAGCAUCCCACCUUCAGCAGCCGGCUGGGCUGCCAGCCGCGGAAAUCGGCCCCCGGUGGGCACGGAGGAGGCCGGGUGGACAUGCAGAGGUCGCUCUCCUGCUCGCACGACCGCUUCUCUUCCUCGGAGUACUGCCCGCCCUCCGCCAGCAGCACGCCUGCCUCCACGCCGGAGCUGGGGCGCCGGGCCGGCGGGCUGGCCCGCAGCCGCUCGCAGCCCUGCGUCCUCAACGACAAGAAGGUCGGGGUCAAGCGACGGAGACCCGAGGAGGUUCAGGAGCAACGGCCCUCGCUGGACCUCGCCAAGAUGACCCAGAACCGACAGACUUUCAACAGCCUUACCUGCCUUAGUGCCGCAGACGAGGACAGCUCCCAGCGUCUCCUCGGCCCUCAGCCGUGGACCCCCCGCUCCCCGGAGGUGAUGCCAGGCAGAACACCCGCCUGCACCCCAGUACCGGAGCCGCCACCUUCGCGGGCCGACGAACACCGGACCAGCAGGGAUGACCUCUCCUGUGAGGAGGAGGAGGAAGGUGGUGGGAAGGAGGACAGGGCAGCAUGGCAGAGCAGUGGGACAGGCUCUGAAAGCCUCUUCCAGCUGGAUGGCGAGAUAGAUAUUGAGCAGAUAGAAAAUAACUGAGGGAGUGGUGGGUCCUCUCGCCCUGGGGUCAGGAGGCUGCCAGCAGAGCCGUGGAGGGAUCCCCACUGCCAGCACUGGGUGUGUGGGGUCCUGCCACCGCUCUCCUCCUGCCAGCUGGAGGGGACGGAGCAGCGUUGCCAAAAUUUCAUCAGGUAUUUAGAGCAAUUUGUGUGCGUGCGUGUGUAAACCUGGAGAUUUGUAGUAACUACUGUAGCCAGAGAUCAGCUUGUCAGAGGAAGCUCCCUGCCUGACUGGGGAAAGCCAGCACUGGGGCCACCAAAGCCUCCCAUUCAGCGAGUCGUCGGCUUUCGCUGACAUAGGCUUGGAGCCAGUGGGGCUG